CAUUCCGUUGGGUUAUGGGACUUAUUAUCCUCAUCUUUGCUAAAUCAUGCAUGGAACAGUUUGCACAGCAAUACCAAAAGGAGAUAGAUGAUGCUCGAUUAAUACAAAAGUAUGGUUAUUUACCAACACCUAAGAAGGCCAAUAACAACAACGAUAUGGAUUCAUCAUCAUCACCAACAGUAGCAGCUGGACAUCGACACA
Perkinsus marinus ATCC 50983 is the source of this 201-nucleotide messenger RNA. RefSeq lists its product as hypothetical. The record is from RefSeq and is a predicted model, not a curated record. The transcript is spliced from 2 exons. The annotation marks the transcript as partial. NCBI's taxonomy places the organism in Eukaryota, Perkinsozoa, Perkinsida, Perkinsidae.